GUAAAAUACCUUGUCAGUCUCCUCCUGCCUCUUCUUCUUUGACAAAGAGAGAGAGAAAGACAGAGAGAGGAAAAGAGAGAGCAGAGUGAUUUAAAAAAGAUUUUACAAUGGCAGAAUAUUCCACCAACCUGCGGGUAAAACUGCCCGUGGUAUGUAUUGUGUUGGAGGUCAUCCUCAUCAUCCUCUUUGGUGUCCUUGUGGAAUAUGAUGAAGAAACUGGGGCCAAGAAGUGGCACCACAAACACUCAAAUGACUCAGACAUGGAAAAUGGCUUCUACUACCGCUAUCCCAGUUUCCAAGAUGUACAUGUGAUGAUUUUCAUUGGCUUCGGGUUUCUGAUGACAUUCCUGCAGCGUUAUGGCUUUAGCAGUGUUGGCUUUAACUUCCUCAUUGCAGCCUUUUCUCUGCAAUGGGCAACACUCAUGCAGGGCUUCUUUCAUGGCAUGCACGGUGGCAAGAUACAUGUUGGAGUGGAAAGCAUGAUCAAUGCAGACUUCUGCACUGGCUCAGUGCUGAUCUCAUUUGGGGCUGUGUUGGGUAAGACAAGCCCAGUCCAGAUGCUGGUAAUGGCUAUAUUCGAGGUUGCACUGUUUGCUGUGAAUGAGUUCAUCCUUCUUGAAGUUCUUCAUGCAAAAGAUGCUGGAGGAUCUAUGACCAUCCAUACAUUUGGUGCAUACUUUGGACUCGUGGUGACACGUGUGCUGUACAGGCCUAACCUAAGCCAGAGCCAAAAGAGAAAUUGCUCUGUGUACAAUUCUGACCUCUUUGCCAUGAUUGGAACUCUCUUCCUGUGGAUGUUCUGGCCCAGCUUCAACUCAGCCAUCACUCAUCUAGGAGAUGACCAACAUCGCACUGCCUUAAACACAUACUACUCAUUGGCUUCCUGUACACUUGCCACAUUUGCUUUCUCUGCUCUUGUCAAUCAUGAAGGAAAACUCGACAUGGUGCACAUUCAGAAUGCUGCAUUAGCAGGUGGUGUUGCCAUUGGAACUGCUGGUGAAAUGAUGCUGACACCUUUUGGUUCCAUGAUAGUAGGAUUCCUGGCUGGAACAAUCUCAGUGCUGGGCUACAAGUACCUCACACCUAUUUUGGAGUCUAAGCUGAAGAUCCAAGAUACAUGUGGUGUUCAUAACCUACAUGGCAUGCCUGGAGUCCUGGGAGCCAUUGUUGGCUCCAUCGCUGCUGCAACAGCAAGCACUUCGAUAUAUGGCAAUGGGUUGCAAGAUGUGUUUCCUGAAAUAUCUGAUCAUUUCACUCAAACCAAUCAGGCUGUAAUGCAAAUUGUCUCUCUUGCUGUCACCCUGGGUAUGGCCCUGAUUGGUGGGCUUAUUGUUGGAUUUAUUUUAAAACUGCCUAUCUAUGGAGCCCCACCUGACACUCUCUGCUUUGAGGAUUCAGUCUACUGGGAGUUGCCAGGAGAAGAGGAGACCCAACAUGAACUGACUGUUGUGAAAUUAGAUGAAGAAUCAGAAAAACUCAAUUCUUAAAUUACAUGCCUGCUUUUGUAAAAAAUGCUUGUGUGUGAAUACAGUAUAUGUGAGCCUGUACAAAUGUACUGACUUGCAGGAUAUACACACAAAGCUGAGCAUCAUUGCAACAUUAUAUCUGUGGUCCACUCAAGAAGUAUUUUUUUAAUAGACUUUCAUAUGCAGAAUGUUGUGCAAAUGUGUGGUUUCAACAAGUUUGUCAAGUCAGAAGAAUGUCAACAUUAUUUGGAGUACAUCAUUCUUAUUAAAAUUUAGACAUAUGUGUUUUACUGUAAAAACUGAACUUUGUGGGAAAACAACUGUGCCUACCUGUAUGUAUGUAUCAGUAUUCAACUCACUGUGGUAAAUGACAAGCCAUGUCCCAGUCUAGUAUUUGCCUUAGAUUCUGGCUGUUGGAUGAUAAAUGUGUGGAUUAAUGCCCAAUAUAUUCAACAAUUCUGUGCGUAGAAAUAUGUUUCGGCAUCACAGAAUAAUCUUCUAAUAUCUGUGAUACUUGUAUAAUAUUUCCAUCAGGCAUCCAAAGUAAAACAAUAGUAAAAGUAAAAAUGACCACAAGGUGGCAGUAAUGAUCAACAUUCACUGUGUUAAAUGCAAAACUAACACUUACAAGAUUACACAAAACCGUAAAGCAAUGGCAGCUACGCCCAGUUUGAACACUAUGCCUUAUUUCGUGGGUUCCUUCCCUGAUUCUGAGGUACUCCCUGUCCAAUAUUGCAGUUUCUCUGCCUUAACACUCAGUAUUUAACUCAGUUAGGGCAGUUAAUUUGCUGCAUAGCUGAAUGAGAUGGGAAUGAAUGGGAAAGAAGGCUUAAACGUUCAUGACUGGGACUACUCCAGAAUAAUAAAAUGACUUCAUUCUUAUGACCACCAGAUGGCGGCAUUGAGCCGUAGAGCGAGGUGCAGUAGCAGCAGUAACUGGCAGAAUUGGUAAUGAUUGAGCUUUGAACGUGGCAUAUGUCAGUACAAAAGGGACAUUUAUUAGGCAUAAAAAAAUUAAUAUUUUACCCCACAUUUAAAACAAAAUAUUGAUUUAAUUAAGAAAGCAAACUUAUGUAACACCAAUUUCUCUUCAAAUAUAAAAUGAAAUGAUUUUAAAACAUUAGGUAAUUGGCAUUAUUUUGUUUCACAACUUGCAUUCCUUUUUGUUUUUUGUUUUUUGUUUUUUUGAAGGUUUCUUUGGAUUCUGUAUUGGACACAAAAUAAAAUGAUUUUUAAAUAAAAA
Molecule: messenger RNA, 2709 nt
Organism: Silurus meridionalis
Lineage: Eukaryota; Metazoa; Chordata; Actinopteri; Siluriformes; Siluridae
Gene: rhbg
Product: Rh family B glycoprotein
Exons: 10
Coding region: 108-1487 (459 amino acids)
Biological process (GO): ammonium transmembrane transport; ammonium homeostasis
Cellular component (GO): plasma membrane
Molecular function (GO): ammonium channel activity
Source: RefSeq, a predicted model, not a curated record